CAAGAGAUAGUACAAAAACGUACUUUCACAAAAUGGAUCAACUCUCAUCUGGCCAAGCGGAAACCUCCAAUGGUGGUAGAAGAUCUUUUUGAAGACAUGAAAGAUGGUAUCAAACUACUGGCUCUUCUAGAAGUGCUGUCCGGGCAGAAACUGCCUUGUGAACAAGGACGCCGUAUGAAGCGAAUCCAUGCUGUGGCUAACAUCGGCACAGCCCUCAAGUUCCUUGAAGGAAGGAAGAUUAAAUUAGUCAACAUUAACUCCACUGAUAUAGCUGACGGCCGGCCCUCCAUAGUUCUUGGACUGAUGUGGACCAUUAUCCUGUACUUCCAGAUUGAAGAGCUGACCAGCAACCUGCCACAGCUGCAGUCUCUGUCCAGUAGCACAUCUUCUGUGGACAGCAUCCUCAGCUCAGAGACCGCCAGCCCCCCCAGCAAGCGGAAAGUGGCCACCAAGGCCCAGGGAAGUGCUAAGAAGGCUUUACUAAAGUGGGUCCAGUACACGGUAACCAAGCAGGCUGGAAUAGAAGUAAAAGACUUCGGACGGAGUUGGAGAAGUGGAGUUGCCUUUCAUUCAGUUAUCCAUGCUAUUCGACCAGAACUAGUGGACUUGGAGAAAGUAAAAGGAAGAUCUAAUAGGGAAAACCUGGAGGAGGCUUUCACUAUAGCUGAAACUGAACUGGGGAUCCCGAGACUGCUAGACCCUGAAGAUGUUGAUGUGGAUAAACCAGAUGAGAAGUCUGUUAUGACCUAUGUUGCCCAGUUUCUGAAACAUUAUCCUGAUAUCCACAAUGCUGGUCUUGAUGGACAAGAGAAUGAGGAAAUACUCACAAGUUUUCCAUCUCUUGCAAAUUAUAUCCAAAGUUUUAAGAGAGAAGACAGGCUAAUUUUGAAGGAGAUGAAAGUGUGGAUAGAGCAAUUUGAAAGAGAUUUGAUGAGGGCACAGAUGACAGAAUCAAAUUUGCAGGAUAAAUAUCAGUCAUUUAAGCACUUCAGAGUUCAGUAUGAAAUGAAGAGGAAACAGAUUGAACAUUUGAUACAGCCACUGCACAGAGAUGGCAAAUUGUCACUUGACCAAGCAUUGGUGAAACAAGCCUGGGAUAGAGUGUCCUCCAGGCUCUUCGAUUGGCACAUCCAGCUUGAUAAGUCUCUACCUGCGCCUCUGGGUACUAUAGGUGCCUGGCUGUACAGAGCAGAGGUGGCCCUGAGAGAGGAGUUAACCAUUCAGCAGGUCCAUGAGGAGACGGCAAACACCAUACAGCGGAAACUGGAGCAGCACAAGGAUCUGCUUCAAAACACAGACGCCCACAAAAGAGCAUUCCAUGAAAUCUACCGGACCAGGUCUGUGAACGGGAUCCCCGUGCCCCCUGACCAAUUAGAGGACAUGGCCGAGAGGUUUCGUUUUGUUUCCUCCACGUCAGAGCUGCACUUGAUGAGGAUGGAAUUCCUAGAGCUGAAGUACCGGCUGCUCUCGCUGCUGGUUCUGGCUGAGUCGAAGCUGAAGUCUUGGAUCAUCAAGUAUGGGAGAAGGGAAUCCGUGGAGGUGCUGCUGCAGAAUUACAUUUCUUUUAUAGAAAACAGCAAAUUCUUUGAACAGUAUGAAGUGACAUACCAGAUCUUGAAACAGACGGCUGAGAUGUAUGUCAAGGCAGAUGGGUCAGUGGAGGAAGCAGAGAAUGUGAUGAAGUUCAUGAACGAAACCACCGCUCAGUGGAGGAACCUGUCUGUGGAAGUGAGAAGUGUGAGGAGCAUGCUGGAAGAAGUCAUUUCCAACUGGGACCGAUAUGGCAAUACUGUGGCUAGUCUUCAAGCUUGGCUAGAAGAUGCUGAAAAAAUGCUGAAUCAGACAGAGCAUGCCAAAAAGGAUUUUUUUCGAAAUUUGCCUCACUGGAUCCAGCAGCACACUACUAUGAAUGAUGCUGGCAAUUUUCUGAUUGAAACAUGUGAUGAGAUUGUCUCCCAAGAUCUUAAGCAGCAGUUAUUAUUGCUAAAUGGGCGAUGGAGGGAGUUAUUUAUGGAAGUCAAGCAAUAUGCUCGAGCUGACGAGAUGGAUAGAAUCAAGAAAGAAUACACAGAGUGUGUAGAGACCUUGUCUACUUUUGCAGCUGAAGCCCAGAGGAAACUUUCGGAACCCUUGGAAGUCUCCUUUAUUAAUGUCAAGUUAUUAAUUCAAGAUUUGGAGGAUAUUGAGCAGAGGGUGCCGGUGAUGGAUGCUCAGUACAAGAUGAUCACAAAGACAGCCCACCUCAUCACAAAAGAAAGUUCCCAAGAAGAAGCGAACGAAAUGUUUGCAACCAUGUCUCAGCUCAAGGAGCAGCUAGCCAAGGUCAAAGAAUGCUACUCCCCACUUCUGUAUGAGUCGCAGCAGCUGUCCAUUCCGUUAGAGGACUUGGAAAGGCACAUGACGAGCUUCUAUGACUCACUUGGGAAAAUCAAUGAAGUUUUAACAGUUCUGGAACGAGAGGCACAAUCGAGUGCUCUUUUUAAACAAAAACAUCAGGAACUGUUGGCUUGUCAGGAGAGCUGUAAGAAAACCUUGACACUAAUAGAGAAAGGCAGUCAGAGUGUUCAGAAGUUCGUGACUUUGAGCAACGUGUUAAAGCAUUUUGAUCAGACAACACUACAAAGAAAGAUUGCUGAUGCUCAUGUGGCUUUUCAGAACAUGGUAAAGAAAACUGGAGAUUGGAAGAAACACGUGGAAACCAAUAGUCGCUUGAUGAAGAAAUUUGAGGAGUCUCGAGCAGAAUUGGAGAAGGUGCUGAGGACCGCUCAAGAGGGCCUCAAGGAAGAGGGGGACCCAGAAGAACUCCUGAGGAGACACACUGAUCUUCAAGGAGAAGCCCCAUAUCAUUUGCUUCAUCUGAAGAUUGAUGUAGAAAAAAAGAGAUUCUUGGCAUCAGUGGAAGAAUGCAGAACUGAGCUGGAUCGAGAGAGCAGGCUGGUGCCCCAGGAAGGAAGUGAGAAGAUGAUCAAAGAGCACAGGAUUUUCUUCAGUGACAAAGGUCCUCAUCAUCUCUGUGAGAAGAGGUUACAGCUCAUUGAAGAGCUGUGUCUGAAGCUACCUGCACGGGACCCAGGGAGGAGCAUGCCUGAGACAUGCCACACGGCACUCAGAGAGCUCAGGGUGGCCAUCAACAGCACCUAUGAGAAGCUCAUGGGAGACCCAGACAAAUGGAAAGACUACAGCAGCAGAUUUUCUGAGUUUUCCUCUUGGAUAUCUGUGAAGGAGACUCAGUUGAAGGAGGUGAGGGAUGGGGUCAUUGAUGCUGCCAACCAUGGAGAGGUCAAACGUGUUGCAGAGGAGAUCAGAAAUGGUGUUACCAAACAAGGAGAGACUCUCAGCUGGUUGAAAUCCAGGCUGAAAACUCUGAUCGAAGUUUCUUCUGAGACGGAAGCCCAAAAGCAAGGAGACGAGCUGGCAAAAUUAUCUAAUGACUUUAAGGCUCUUGUCAACUUGUUGUCAGAGGUGGAAAAGAUGUUAAGCAACUUUGGGGACUGUGUCCAGUACAAAGAAAUCGUACAAAAUUCCCUUGGAGAGUUAAUUUCUGGCUCCAAAGAAGUUCAGGAGGAAGCUGAGAAGAUCCUGGACACUGAAAAUCUCUUUGAAGCACAGCAGUUAUUCCUUCAUCACCAGCAAAAGACGAAGCGGAUCUCUGCCAAGAAGAGAGACGUGGAGCAGCAGAUUGCGCAGGCGCGGCAGGGAGACGCGGGGCUGCGGGGCCGUGCGCACGAGGAGCUGCGGGGCCGUGCGCACGAGGAGCUGCGGCAGCUGCAGAGCGCCCUGGACAGCGUGGAGCGCAGCAGGGAGAAGCAGGAGCGCCGCAUCCAGGUCACCCUAAGAAAAUGGGAGAGAUUUGAAACAAACAAAGAGACGGUAGUCAGAUACCUUUUCCAAACAGGUUCCAACCAUGAACGCUUCUUGAGCUUUAGCAGUUUGGAAAGCUUAUCUUCAGAACUGGAACAGACCAAGGAGUUUUCUAAACGGACAGAAGGUAUUGCAGUUCAGGCUGACAACCUUGUGAAGGAAGCCUCAGAGAUACCACUUGGGCCUAAGAAUAAGCAGUUGCUCCAACAGCAGGCCAAGUCAAUCAAAGACCAAGUCAAAAAACUAGAAGACACACUUGAAGAAGAUAUUAAAACCAUGGAAAUGGUGAAAAGCAAGUGGGAUCAUUUUGGCAGUAAUUUUGAGACCCUGUCCAUCUGGAUAACUGAGAAAGAAAAAGAACUCAAUGCCUUGGAAAGUUCGUCAUCGGCUUUGGACGUGCAAAUCAGCCAAAUUAAGGUCACAAUUCAGGAAAUAGAAAGUAAGCUUGGCAGCAUUCUAGGAUUAGAAGAAGCAGCACAGUCUUUUGCUCAGUUUAUUACCACUGGGGAAUCUGCUCGAAUCAAGGCCAAGUUGACACAAGUCAGAAGACACUGGGAAGAACUCCGAGAGCAUGCCCAGUGCCUGGAGGGAACUCUCCUGGGACAUCUGUCUCAACAGCAAAAGUUUGAAGAGAACCUGAGGAAGAUCCAGCAGUCUGUGUCUGAAUUUGAAGAUAAACUUGCUGAUCCAAUUAAAAUAUGUUCUUCAGCUACAGAAACGUACAGAGUUCUCCAAGAACAUAUGGACUUCUGUCAGGCUCUGGAGUCUCUGAACAGCACAGUGACUGCCUUCUCGGCCAGUGCUCGCAAGGUCAUGGCCAGAGACUCUGCUGCUCAGGAGGCAGUGGCUGUGGAGCGGCAGUACGAGGGGCUACUGAGCAGGGCGAAGGGCAGACAGACCGCCCUGGAGAGCCGCCUGGCCCACUGGCAGAGACUAGAGAAAGAACUGUCAACAUUCCUGACCUGGUUAGAGCGGUGUGAAGCUAUAGCCAGUUCCCCAGACAUCUCUGCAGACAGAGUCAAAGUGGAGGGUGAACUUCAAUUAAUACAGGCCUUGCAAGAUGAGGUUGUAUCCCAGGCCUCAUCCUACAGCAACCUUCUGCAGUUGAAGGAAGCACUGUUCUCAGUGACUUCCAAGGAUGAGGUGAAGAUGGUGAAACUACAUUUGGAUCAGCUGGAUGAGAGAUGGAGAGAUUUGCCACAGAUCAUUAGCAAGAGGAUUCAUAUGCUCCAGUCAGUGGUUGCCGAACACCAGCAGUUUGAUGAGCAGCUGCUCUCCUUUUCUGUCUGGAUUAAGCUGUUCCUCAGUGAAUUACAAGCAACUUCUGAGAUAAGCGUAACAGACCAUCAAGCGGCUCUUAUCCGCCACAAGGACCACGCAGCAGCAGUGGGAAGCAAACAGGAAGAAAUGAAGAAUGUGCAGGGCCACCUGGCAAAGCUGGCUUCUCUCGGUUGCUCCGAGGACCUCCACCUCCUCCAGGGCAGGGCGGAGGACUGCUUCCAGCUGUUCGAGGAGGCCAGCCAGGUCGUGGAGAGGCGGCAGCUUGCCCUGUGCCAGCUGGCAGAAUUCCUACAGCGCCAUUGCUGUCUGUCAGGGGUUCUCCAUCGGCUGAGGCAAAUGGUGGAAGCCACCCACAGUAUGAAUAAGAAACAGUCUGAUUUAUUAGAAAAGGACUUAAGCGAUACCAUUCAAGAUGCUAAAACGUUAGAAUCUACUGCCGUCAGUCUUGAUGGGCUUCUUAGCAAAGCCCAGUACCAUCUGAAGAGCGGAAGCUCUGAGCAAAGGACUUCCUGCAGAGCCACGGCUGAUCAGCUCUGCUUGGAAUUAGAGAGAAUCCAGAACCUUCUGGGAACGAAGCAGAGCGAGGCAGAUGCCCUGGCGGUGUUAAAAAAGGCAUUCUGGGACCAGAAAGAGGAGCUGCUGAAGAGCAUCGAAGACAUCGACGAAAGGGCUGACAAAGAGCGAUUGAAAGAGCCCACGCGGCAAGCUCUGCAACAGAGCCAAGGUCAGUGCUGUGGACUCAUCGACUUAAUGAGAGAAUAUCAGAACUUGAAGUCAGCUGUAUCUAAAGUUCUAGAAAAUGCCAGCAGUGUGAUUGGAACAAGAACUACUAUAAAAGAUCAAGAAGACCUAAAGUGGGCUUUAUCCAAGCAUGAAGCUGCCAAGAAUGAAAUGAAUAAGAAGCAAAAGGAGUUGGAUAACUUCACCAGUAAAGGAAAACAGCUGUUGUCUGAGCUGAAAAAAAUUCACAGCACUGAUUUCACUUUGGUGAAAACAGACAUGGAGGGCACCGUGGACCGAUGGCUGGAUAUAUCGGAGAGAAUUGAGGAAAACAUGGAGAGGCUGAGGAUAAGCCUGUCCAUUUGGGAGGAUGUCCUUUCAGGUAAAGAUGAAAUCGAAGGAUGGUCAAACAGCUCUGUCCCACAACUGGCUGAAAGCAUCAGCAACCUGAAUAACAGCCUUAAAACGGAAGAGUUCCUUAAAGAAUUUGAGACUGAAGUGAAAAACAAAGCACUGAGAUUAGAAGAACUUCAUGCUAAAGUGAAUGAGCUCAAAGAAUUAACUAAAAAUCCAGAAACACCACCAGACCUUCAGUUUCUAGAAGCAGACUUAAGGCAGAAACUGGAGCACGCCAGAGAAAUAACUGAAGCAGCCAAAGGAACCCUCAAAGAUUUCACAGCUCAGACUGCACAAGUGGAGGGGUUUGUUAAUGACAUGACAACCUGGCUGAUGAAGCUAGAAGAAUCCUUGUUGAACUGUGCUCAGACUGAGACAUGUGAGGGGUUAAAGAAAGUAAAGGAUAUACAAAAAGAACUUCAAAGUCAGCAAAGCAACAUCAGCUCAACCCAAGAAAAUCUUAAUAGCUUGUGCCGUAAGUACCACUCGGUGGAGUUGGAGAGCUUGGGUGGUGCAAUGACGGGGCUGUUGAAGAAACACGAAGCUGUAAACCAGUUGUGCUCCAAAACACAGAGCAGUCUGCAGGAUUCUCUGGAAAAACAUUUCAAUGCCUUGAACAUUCUGGACUCAGUCAGUGUUGGACAGGGCAAGCUUGACGCCGUGACUCAAGAAGGACAAACUUUGUAUGCACAUUUGUCUAAACAACUGGUCAGCAGCAUUCAGGAACAGGUUACAAUGGCUAAUGAAGAGUUUCAGGCAUUUCUGAAACAAUGCCUCAAAGACAAACAGACUCUGCAAGACUGUGCUCUAGAACUUGGGAGCUUUGAGGAUCAGCACAGAAAAUUGAACUUAUGGAUCCAUGAAAUGGAAGAGAGGUUAAGUACAGAAAACUUGGGUGAAAGUAAACAGCACAUUGCUGAGAAGAAAAAUGAAGUUCAUAAAGUUGAAAUGUUUUUGGGAGAACUACUAGCUGCAAGAGAGUCUAUUGAUAAGCUCUCCCAGAGAGGGCAGCUUCUCAGUGAAGAAGGCCACGGUGCUGGGAAGGAAGGCCGUCUGUGCUCCCACCUCCUCACCAGCUACCAGAACUUGCUCAGAAUGACGAAGGAGCAUCUCCGGAGCUGCCAGGUGGCCCUGCAGGAGCACGAAGCCCUGGAGGAAGCACUGCAGAACAUGUGGUCCUGGGGGAAAGACGUCCAAGACAGACUGGGCUGUGCAGAGAGCACUGUUGGAAGCAAAGACACAUUGGAAAAGCGGCUGAUACAAAUACAGGAAAUUCUCCUGAUGAAAGGUGAAGGUGAAAUUAAGUUGAAUAUGGCCAUUGGCAAAGGGGAGCAGGCCUUGAGAAGCAGCAACAAAGAAGGUCAGAAGGUGAUUCACACUCAGCUGCAGGCCCUUAAAGACAUGUGGGCCAACAUCAUGAGCUCCUCCGUCCAUGCUCAGAGCACUUUAGAGUCUGUGAUCAGCCAAUGGAAUGAAUAUCUGGAGAGGAAAACCCAGCUGGAAGAGUGGAUGGAAUCAGUGGAUCAGCAAGUUGAGCAUCCCCUACAGCUGCAGCCAGGUCUGAAAGAGAAGUUCACCCUGCUGGACCACUUCCAGUCCGUCAUGGCCCAGGCGGAAGACCAUGCCCGAACACUUCACCACCUAACUGCAAAAGCCAGGGAGCUCUACGAGAAGACUGAGGACGCAGCUUUCAAGGAAACAGCUCAACAGGAACUAAAGACACAGUUUAAUGAUAUAACCACCGUCGCUAAGGAAAAAAUGAGGAAAGUUGAAGAGAUUGUGAAAGACCAUCUAAUGUAUUUGGAUGCAGUCCAGGAGUUUACAGACUGGCUCCAUUCAGCUAAGGAAGAACUCCACCGGUGGUCAGAUAUGUCUGGAGAUUCAUCAGCCACCCAGAAGAAGUUGUGUAAAAUUAAGGAGUUGAUAGAUUCCAGAGAGGUUGGUGCGAGCCGCCUAAGCAGAGUGGAGUUGCUGGCUCCAGCCGUGAAACGGGACACAAGUGCCCCGGGCGCUGAGCUCAUGGACGCAGAGAUGCAGGCCCUGAGUGCGGACUGGAAGCAGUGGGAAGACAGCGUAUUCCAGACCAGGAGCGGCCUGCAGGACCUGGCCAGCCAGAUGGCCCUCUCGGAACAGGAGUUCUCAGGCCAAGUGGCUCAGCUUGAUGAGGCCUUGGAGCAGCUCAGGGUCCUUCUGCAGACCUGCUCUCAGCAGCUGACGCUCCUGGAAGGCAAGAACACUGAUCAGGAGCUGGUGGCAGGCUGGCACAAAGGACAAGAGAUCCUUGAUGCUCUAGAAAAAGCAGAGCCCAAGACUGAAGAUCUUAAGUCUCAGUUGAAUGAACUUUGUCGAUUUUCCAGAGACCUAAGUGCAUACAGUGGGAAAGUUUCUGGCUUGAUUAAAGAAUAUAACAGUCUUUGUUUGCAAGCGUCCAAGGGCUGCCAGAAUAAAGAACAGAUGUUACAGCAAAGAUUUCAGAAAGCCUGCAGGGACUUCCAGCAGUGGUUGGUGAAUGCCAAAAUCACUACAGCCAAAUGUUUUGAUAUACCUCAAAAUAUUAAUGAAGUUUCAACGAGUCUACAAAAAAUACAGGAGUUUUUGUCGGAAAGUGAAAGUGGACAGCACAAACUAAAUGUGAUGCUAUCUAAAGGAGAGCUGUUGAGUACUCUGCUGACCAAAGAGAAAGCUGAAAGUGUCCAGGCCAAACUUGAGACGGCAAAAGAAGACUGGAGAAAUUUUCAUUCAAAUCUCCACCAAAAGGAAUCUGCUCUCGAGAACCUGAAGAUCCAAAUGAAGGACUUUGAAGUCAGUGCCGAGCCCGUGCAGCAGUGGCUGAGUGCCACCGAGAAGAUGGUGCGAGAGAGCAGUGUUCGGCUCCACGACCUGCCAGCCAAGAGACGGGAGCAGCAGAAGCUCCAGUCUGUCCUUGAGGAAGUAAACUGCUACGAGCCUCAGCUCCACAGGCUCAAAGAGAAAGCUCAGCAGCUGUGGGAAGGACAGGCUGCCAGCAAGAGCUUUCUGCACAGAGUGUCGCAACUGUCUUCUCAGUACCUAGCUCUAAGCAAUGUAACAAAGGAGAAAGUGUCAAGAUUGGAUAGACUCGUUGCCGAACACAAUCAGUUCUCUGUUGGGGUUAAGGAGCUCCAAGACUGGAUGACUGACGCGAUUCACAUGCUGGAUUCUUACUGCCACCCCACCUCCGACAGGAGCGUGCUGGACAGCAGGAUGCUGAAGCUCGAGGCUCUGUUAUCAGUGAAACAGGAAAAAGAGGUUCAGAUGAAGAUGAUAGUGACGAGAGGUGAGUCUGUCCUCCAGAACACCUCUCCAGAAGGCAUCCCUGCCAUUCAGCAGCAACUGCAGACCGUGAAGGAGACGUGGGCUUCUCUGUUGUCUUCCGUGAUUCGUUGUAAAAGUCAACUCGAAGGAGCCCUUUCUAAAUGGACAAGUUAUCAGGAUGAUGUUCGACAGUUCUCCAGUUGGAUGGAGAGUAUCGAAGCCAAUAUAAAUGAGUCUGAAAGGCAGUGUGCGGAGCUGCGGGAGAAAACAGCUGCUCUCGGAAAAGCCAAGUUGUUAAAUGAAGAAGUACUGAGUCACAGCAGCUUGCUGGAGACCAUUGAAGCCAAAAGGGCUGGCAUGACGGAGCACUAUGUCACCCAGUUGGAAGUCCAGGAUCUGCAGGAACGAUACAGAGUGAUCAGAGAGAGGGCCAAGGAAGCAGUAACCAAGUCUGAAAAACUAGUUCGCCUGCACCAAGAGUAUCAGAGAGAACUAAAAGCAUUUGAAAUUUGGCUGGGACAAGAACAAGAAAAACUUGACCAAUCCUCAAUUCUUGAAGGUGAUGCCCAGGCUCACGAGACAACAUUACGUGGUCUUCAGGAGCUCCAGGUGCACUGUGCAGAGGGCCAGGCCCUGUUGAAUGCCGUGCUUCACACCAGGGAGGAAGUGAUCCCCUCCGGCAUCCCCCAGACUGAGGACCGGCUCCUCGAGGCCCUCCGGCAGGACUGGCAGGCUUAUCAGCAGAGGCUGUCUGAGACCCGGACUCAGUUCAAUAACAUUGUGAGCAAGUUGAGGCUCAUGGAGCAGAAGUUUCAGCAAGUCAAUGAAUGGCUGAAAGCAAUGGAAGAGAAAGUGAGUGUGAGGCCUGGCAGUCAGACCAACCGAGCAACCAAGGAGAUCCAGUUACAUCAGAUGAAGAAGUGGCAUGAAGAAGUUGCAGCGUACAGAGACGAAGUAGAGGAGGUGGGGGCUCGGGCGCAGGAGAUCCUGGACGAGAGUCAUGUGAGCAGCAGGAUGGGCUGCCAGGCCACCCAGCUGACUUCCAGAUACCAGGCCCUUCUGCUCCAAGCACUGGAACAAAUAAAGUUCCUGGAGGAAGAGAUCCAGAGUUUGGAGGAAUCUGAAUUAUCCCUCAGUUCCUAUGCUGAUUGGUACAGUUCUACUCUUAAAAACUUCAAGAAUGUGGCUACGAAAAUUGAUAAAGUUGACAAAGCCAUGAUGGGGGAGAAAAUGAAGAUGCUAGAGGCUUUGCUAAAGGACAUGGAGAAGGGCCACAGUUUGCUGAAAUCAGCCCGGGAGAAAGCAGAGAGGGCUCUUAAAUUCUUGGAGGAUGGUGAGGCAGACACAUUGAGGAAGGAGAUCCAGGAUCAUGUGGGGCAGUUGAAGACACUGACCAGCACUGUCCGGAAAGAGCACAUGGCCCUGGAAAAAGGCCUUCAUUUAGCAAAGGAAUUCUCAGAUAAAUAUAAAGCACAAACUCAGUGGAUAGCAGAAUACCAGGAAAUCCUAAACAUUCCUGAAGAACCCAAGAUGGAAUUAUAUGAGAAAAAAGCUCAGUUAUCGAAAUACAAGUCACUCCAACAAAUGGUGCUGUCCCAUGAGCCAUCAGUGAAGUCAGUGAGUGAGAAAGGAGCAGCUCUCCUGGAACUGGUGCAGGAUGCUACUUUAAAAGACAAACUGGAGAAACUGCAAGCUGAUUACCAGGACCUCUGCAGUGCAGGAAAGGAACACGUCUCCAGCCUGGAGGUGAAAGUCAAAGACCACGAAGAUUACAACAGUGAGCUCCAGGAGGUGGAGAAGUGGCUGUUGCAAAUGUCGGGCCGGCUGGUGGCGCCUGACCUCAUGGAGACCAGCAGCCUGGAGACAGUCACUCAGCAGCUGGCCCAUCACAAGGCAAUGAUGGAAGAAAUAGCUGGCUUUGAAGACCGUAUGAACGACCUUAAAGUGAAGGGUGACAAUCUAAUCAGUCAGUGUGCAGAUCACCUCCAAGCUAAACUUAAACAAAACGUCCAUGCUCACCUGCAGGGCACAAAGGAUAGUUACUCGGCAAUCUGCAGUACAGCUCAGAGGGUGUACCAGAGUUUGGAGCGUGAACUUAAGAAGCAUGUUAGCCGACAAGACACCCUGCAGCAGUGCCAGGCCUGGCUUUCUGCAGUCCAACCCGAUUUAAAGCCAAGCCCUCAGCCCCCUCUUAGCCGAGCAGAGGCUGUUAAGCAGGUCAAACACUUCAGAGCUUUGCAGGAGCAGGCACGCACCUACUUAGAUCUCCUUUGCUCCAUGUGUGACUUGUCCAACUCCUCCGUGAAAACCACCGCAAAAGACAUCCAACAAACAGAGCAAGUGAUUGAACAGAAGCUCACUCAGGCCCAGGCCUUAACUCAGGGCUGGGAAGAGAUCAAGCACAUGAAGGCUGAGCUUUGGAUUUACCUCCAGGAUGCCGAUCAGCAGCUGCAGAAUAUGAAGAGGAGGCAUUCAGAACUGGAGCUAAAUAUUGCACAGAAUAUGGUUUCCCAAGUAAAGGAUUUUGUUACCAAAGUACAGUCCAGACAGGCAUCGGUGACCACUAUCAUAGAAAAGGUGAAUAAGUUAACAAGGAAUCAGGAGUCUCCUGAACACAAGGAAAUAAGCCACUUAAAUGACCAGUGGUCAGAUCUGUGCCUUCAGUCUAACAACCUGUGCUCACAAAGAGAAGAGGACCUUCAGAGAACGAGAGAUUACCACGACUCUAUGAAGGUUGUUGAAGGGUUCUUAGAGAAGUUUACUACAGACUGGGAUAACUUGGCCAGAUCUGAUGCAGAGAGCACGGCCGUCCACCUGGAGGCCUUGAAACAGCUCGCACUGGCGUUACAGGAAAGGAAGUCUGCUGUAGAAGAGCUGAAAGACCGAAAGCAGAAGGUGAUAGAGCACCUGAAUCUAGAUGACAGAGAGUUAGUCAAGGAGCAGACUAGUCACUUUGAACAACGUUGGUUUCAGCUUGAGGACCUCGUGAAAAGGAAAAUCCAAGUGUCAGUCACCAACCUGGAGGAGUUAAACGUCGUGCAGUCCAGACUUAAGGAGCUGAUGGAGUGGGCAGAGGAGCAGCAGCCCAGCAUUGCUGAGGCCCUGAAGCAGAGCCCGCCUCCCGAUGUAGCGCGGAAACUCCUCAUGGAUCAUCUCGCCAUUUGCAGCGAGCUGGAGGCCAAACAGAUGCUGCUGAAGUCACUCAUAAAGGACGCUGACAGAGUGAUGGUGGACCUCGGCCUGAAUGAGCGGCAGCUGAUCCAGAAGGCGCUCGCGGAUGUACAGAAGCACAUGAGUUGCCUCAGUGACCUCGUGGGCCAGAGGCGAAAGUACUUAAACAAGGCCUUGUCUGAGAAAACCCAGUUUCUCAUGGCCGUGUUCCAGGCGACCAGCCAAAUUCAACAACAUGAGCGGAAGAUCAUGUUCCGUGAACAUAUCUGCCUCUUACCAGAUGAUGUGAGCAAACAAGUGAAAACGUGUAAGAGUGCACAAGCUAGCCUCAAGACUUACCAGAAUGAAGUCACUGGGCUUUGGGCCCAGGGCCGGGACUUAAUGAAAGGAGCCACAGAGCAGGAAAAGAGUGAGGUACUAGGCAAACUCCAGGAGUUACAGAGUGUGUAUGACACUGUUUUGCAAAAGUGUAGCCAUCGACUACAAGAGCUAGAGAAAAAUUUCGUUUCUAGGAAGCAUUUUAAGGAAGAUUUUGACAAAGCUUGUCACUGGCUAAAACAAGCAGAUAUUGUUACAUUUCCUGAAAUCAACCUCAUGAAUGAGAGCACUGAGCUUCAUGCCCAACUGGCCAAAUACCAACACAUUCUUGAACAAUCUCCAGAAUAUGAAAAUCUUCUACUUACGCUGCAGAGAACAGGGCAGGCCUUGUUACCGUCGCUGAACGAAGUUGACCAUUCCUACCUCAGUGAAAAGCUAAAUUCUCUGCCCCAGCAAUUUAAUGUUAUUGUGGCCUUGGCUAAAGACAAGUUCUAUAAAGUCCAAGAAGCGAUUCUCGCUCGGAAAGAAUACGCUUCUUUGAUCGAGUUGACAGCCCAGUCACUGAGUGACCUUGAAGACCAGUUCUUAAAGAUGAGCAAAGUCCCCACCGACCUGGCUGUUGAAGAGGCCCUGUCUCUUCAGGAUCGCUGCAGAGCCCUUCUGGGGCAGGUGGUGAGCCUGGGGGAAGCAGUAAAUGAGCUGAACCAGAAAAAAGAAAGUUUUCAGAGCACAGGCCAGCCUUGGCAGCCAAACAAGAUGCUGCAUCUUGUCACCUCAUAUCACAGGCUGAAGCGGCAAGCCGAGCAACGGGUUAGCUUAUUAGACGACAUCACUAGUGCUUACCAAGAGCAUGAGAACAUGUGCCGACAGCUAGAGAAACAACUAGAGGCCAUAAAAAAGGAACAGUCCAAAGUGAACGAGGAGACCCUUCCUGCAGAGGAGAAGCUCAAAAUGUACCAUUCCCUGGCGGGAAGUCUUCAGGAUUCAGGAAUUCUGCUAAAACGAGUCACUGUGCAUGUUGAAGAUCUUUCUCUAUACCUCGAUCCCCUGGCUUAUGAGAAAGCCAAACAGAAGCUGCAGUCCUGGCAAGAGGAGCUGGAACAGUUGACUUCUGCCAUCAGUGAGACAGUCACAGAAUGUGAGAACCGAAUGGUACAGAGCAUAGACUUCCAGACAGAAAUGAGCCGCUCCCUGGACUGGCUGAGAAGGGUCAAGGCAGAGCUCAGUGGGCCAGUGUGCCUGGACCUGAACCUGCAGGACAUCCAGGAGGAGAUCAGAAAGACCCAGAUCCAUCAGGAAGAGGUCCAGUCCAGCUUGCGGAUAAUGAAUGCCCUGAGUCACAAGGAGAAGGAGAAGUUCACGAAAGCAAAGGAACUGAUUCCUGCUGACCUGGAACACACCCUGGCUGAGCUCUCCGAGCUCGAUGGAGAAGUCCAGGAAGCUUUGUGUACCAGGCAGGCUACCUUGACGGAAAUAUAUAGUCAGUGUCAACGAUACUAUCAAGUCUUUCAAGCAGCUAAUGACUGGCUUCAGGAUGCCCAAGAAAUGUUACAGCUGUCAGGCAAUGGCCUCGAUGUGGAGAGCUCAGAGGAAAAUCUGAAGAGUCAUAAGGAAUUUUUCAGUACAGAGAAUCAGUUCCACAGCAACCUGGAGGCCCUUCAGGGCCUGGUAUCCAGCCUCAACCCACUCCUCAAGCCCACAGGGAAGGAGGACCUAGCACAGAAAAUGGCAUCUUUGGAGGAGAGGAGCCAGGGCAUAAUCCAAGACUCUCACGUCCAGCUAGAUCGUCUGCAGAGAUGUGCAGCUCAAUGGCAGGAUUACCAGAAAGCACGGGAAGAGGUUAUUGAAUUGAUGAAUGAAGCAGAAAAGAAAUUGUCUGAGUUUUCUUUAUUGAAGGCAUCUUCCAGUCACGAAGCGGAAGAAAAACUGUCAGAACAUAAGGUUAAAAAAGCCACAGAGAGGAUUGAUCAGCUACAAGAUAAGUUACCCAGAAGUUCAGCAGAGAAAGCCUCCAAAGCAGAACUUGUUGCUCUCCUUGAAGACCACGACACUUCCCUGUUGGAGCUGGAGAAGCAGCAGGCAGCCCUCGGCGUGCUGUGGCAACAAGUGUUGAGUGUGCUUCAGGAUGGAACUAGCCCGGUGGCACCAGGAGAAGAGCCACUCAUCAUGCAGGAAAUCACAGCAAUGCAAGGCCGCUGCCUAAAAUUACCUUCUGAACUCUCCCUUCAGUUAGUGGAAGUAGCAUUAGACCUGGGAAUGAUCCAUGAUCAGAUCCAAGACAAAGUCAAAGAAGUUGAGCAGAGCAAAGCCAUGAGCCAGGAAUUCAGCCGUCAAAUUCAGCAGAUAGCCAAAGAUCUCACCACUAUUCUAACAAAGCUGAAAGCCAAGACAGAUAAUUUAGUUCAAGCUAAAAUGGAACAAAAGGCACUGGGAGAAGAAUUAGAUGACUGUAAUGUAAAGUUAAUGGAACUAGAUGCAGCAGUACAAAAAUUCUCUGAAGAGAAUGGCCAACUGGGUAAACCGCUGGUCAAGAAGAUAGAAAAACUGACCGAACUCCACCAGCAGACCAUUAGGCAGACUGAGAACCGGUUCUCCAAGCUCAGUGAGGCAGCAUCACAUUUGGAAGAAUACAGUGAAAUGCUAGAACUUGUUUUGAAGUGGGUUGAGAAAGCAAAAGUCUUGGUACAUGGAAAUAUUGCAUGGAAUUCUGCAAGCCAGCUUCGGGAACAAUACAUUUCACAUCAGAGCGUACUAGAAGAAUCGGAAGAAGUUCACAGUGACCUGGAAGCCAUGGCCAAGAAACUGCAGUACCUUUCUAGUGUCUACUGUAUAGAAAAAAUGUCUCAGCAAGUCUCGGAAUUGGGACGUGAGACUGAGGAGUUGCAACAGAUGAUCAAAAUGCGUUUGCAGAAUCUGCAAGAUGCUGCCAAGGAUAUGAAAAGGUUUGAAGCAGAGCUGAAGAAUUUACAUGCUGCUCUGGAGCAAGCCCAGACAACUCUGACGUCCCCAGAAGCUGGACGUCUGAGUCUCAAGGAGCAACUGUCUCAUCGACAACAUUUGUUGUCAGAGAUGGAGUCACUAAAGCCAAAGGUCCAAGCUGUGCAGAUCUGCCAAAGCGCGCUUCGUAUCCCCGAAGAUGUGGUCACCAGCCUGCCGCUCUGCCACGCAGCUCUGCGCCUGCAGGAGGAGGCCAGCCGGCUGCAGCACACGGCUGUCCAACAGUGCACCAUCAUGCAGGAGGCCGUGGUGCAGUAUGAACAAUAUGAGCAAGAGAUGAAGCACCUCCAGCGGCUAAUCGAAGGGGCCCACAGGGAGAUCGAGCAGAAGCCGGUGGCCACCAGCAACAUCCAGGAGCUGCAGGCUCAGAUUUCUCGGCACGAGGAGCUGGCUCAGAAAAUCAAGGGCUACCAAGAGCAGAUCGCCUCUCUGAAUUCCAAGUGCAAGAUGCUGACCAUGAAAGCCAAGCACGCCACUAUGCUGCUGACGGUGACCGAGGUGGAAGGGCUGUCGGAAGGGACCGAGGACCUGGAUGGGGAGCUCCUCCCCACGCCUUCGGCCCACCCCUCUGUGGUCAUGAUGACUGCAGGUCGCUGUCACACUUUGCUGUCACCUGUCACUGAGGAGUCUGGGGAGGAGGGAACCAACAGUGAGAUGUCCUCUCCACCUGCCUGUCGCUCCCCUUCACCUGUGGCUAAUAUAGAUGCUUCUGUUAACCAGGACAUUGCUUUUUACCAAGCCCUAUCUCCUGAGAGUUUGCAGACGGAGGCCGCCAGAAUUCACCCCAGCGGGCCCUCGUCCCAGGAUUUCUAUGAGCCAGGUCUGGCGUCUUCCACCACAGCUAAGCUGGAUGACUUGCAGCGUUCUUGGGAAACCUUAAAGAAUGUGAUCAGCGAAAAGCAGCGUACCCUGUAUGAAGCUUUGGAACGCCAGCAGAGAUACCAGGACUCCCUUCAGUCCAUUUCCACAAAAAUGGAGGCCAUUGAGGUGAAGCUAAAUGAGAGUCUAGAACCUGCCAAGAGUCCUGAAAGCCAGAUGGCUGAGCAUCAGGCCUUGAUGGAUGAGAUUCUCAUGCUUCAAGAUGAAAUCAAUGAGCUUCAGUCAUCUCUCGCAGAGGAGCUGGUGUCUGAGUCGCCAGAGUCCGACCCUGUGGAGCGGCUGGCCCUGCAGUCCACUCUCACCGUCUUGGCCGAGCGAAUGUCCACCAUCAAGAUGAAGGCAUCAGGGAAACGACAGCUGCUGGAGGAAAAGUUAAAUGAUCAGCUGGAGGAACAGAGGCAGGAGCAAGCCCUGCAGAGGUACCGCUGUGAAGCUGACGAGCUUAACCACUGGCUCCUGAGCACAAAGGCCACGCUGGACAUCGCGCUUGGCACGCCCCAGGAGCCCAUGGACAUGGAAGCUCAGCUGGUGGACUGCCAGAACAUGCUGGUGGAAAUAGAGCAGAAGGUGGUGGCCUUAUCGGAGCUCUCAGUCCACAACGAAAACCUGCUGCUGGAGGGCAAGGCACACACAAAGGACGAGGCUGAGCAGCUGGCGGUUAAGCUGAGGACGCUGAAGGGGAGCCUCUUGGAGCUGCAGAGAGCCCUGCACGACAAGCAGCUCAACAUCCAGGGGACGUCCCAAGAGAAGGAGGAGAGCAGUGCCGAGCUGGCAGCCACGCGGAGCCCCGAGGUCCAGGAGUGGCUGAGCCAGGCGCGCCCCACGCGGACUCACCAGCGGCAGAGCAGUCUGCAGCAGCAGAAGGAGUUAGAACAGGAGCUAGCAGAGCAGAAGAGCCUGCUUCGAUCAGUGGCCAGUCGUGGGGAAGAGAUCCUCACACAGCAUUCGGCUUCGGAGACUUCUGCUGGUGAAAAGCCAGAUGUGUUAUCCCAGAAGCUGGGGCUGGAGGCGGAGAGAUCAUCCACUGAGGACCAGAUGAGAAUGAAAUGGGAAAGCCUCCAUCAGGAAUUCAGUACCAAGCAGAAGCUGCUACAGAAUGUUCUGGAACAGGAACAAGAGCAAGUGCUUUACAGCCGGCCCAACCGGCUCCUGUCUGGAGUGCCACUGUACAAGGGGGAUGGGCAGGCCCAAGACAAGUCUGCAGUCACAUCGUUGCUGGAUGGAUUGAACCAGGCCUUCGAAGAAGUUUCAUCCCAGGGUGGAGGGACAAAAAGGCAGAGCAUUCACUUGGAACAGAAGUUAUAUGAUGGGGUUUCAGCUACUUCCACUUGGUUGGAUGACGUAGAAGAACGUUUAUUUGUUGCCACAGCUCUGUUACCCGAAGAGACAGAGGCUUGCCUCUUCAAUCAAGAGACUCUUGCCAAAGACAUUAAGGAAAUGUCUGAAGAAAUGGAUAAGAACAAGAACUUGUUUUCCCAAGCAUUUCCAGAGAACGGUGACAACCGGGACGUUAUUGAGGACACAUUGGGCUGCCUUUUGGGCCGAUUAUCUUUGCUGGAUUCAGUGGUCAAUCAACGCUGUCAUCAAAUGAAGGAAAGACUUCAGCAAAUACUAAAUUUCCAGAAUGAUCUGAAGGUGCUGCUUACAUCACUGGCUGACAACAAAUAUAUCAUUCUACAGAAACUGGCAAAUGUAUUUGAACAGCCUGUAGCAGAACAAAUAGAGGCAAUACAACAGGCUGAAGAUGGGCUGAAGGAAUUGGAUGCAGGCAUUAUUGAAUUAAAAAGACGUGGUGACAAGUUGCAGAUUGAACAGCCUUCCAUGCAAGAACUCUCCAAACUCCAGGACAUGUAUGAUGAGUUGAUGGUGACCAUUGGCUCCCGGCGGAGUGGGCUGAACCAGAAUCUUGCCCUCAAAAGUCAGUAUGAGAGGGCCCUGCAAGAUCUGGCUGACCUGCUGGACACUGGGCGAGAGAAGAUGGCAGGUGACCAGAAAAUCAUCGUGGCUUCCAAAGAAGAAGUCCAACAACUGCUGGACAAACAUAAGGAAUACUUUCAGGGCCUGGAAUCUCAUAUGAUCUUGACUGAAACCCUCUUCAGAAAGAUAAUCAGCUUUGCAGUCCUAAAGGAAACUCAAUUCCACACAGAACUGAUGGCUCAGGCUUCCGCUGUCCUGAAGCAGGCUCACAAGAGGGGCGUGGAGCUGGAGUACGUUCUGGAGACAUGGUCCCGGCUGGAUGAGGACCACCAGGAGCUCAGCAGACAACUGGAAGUGGUGGAGAAUAGCAUUCCGAGCGUGGGUUUGGUGGAGGAGAGCGAGGACAGGCUCAUUGACCGGAUAACACUCUAUCAGCAUUUAAAAUCCAGCCUUAAUGACUACCAGCCCAAAUUAUAUCAAGUGUUGGAUGAUGGAAAACGCCUUCUGAUAUCGGUGUGCUGCUCAGAUCUGGAAGGCCAGCUCAGUCAUCUGGCCGAACACUGGCUGACCAACACCAACAAGGUGGCCAAGGAACUUCACAGGUUGGAAACGAUACUGAAACACUGGACGAGAUAUCAGAGUGAAUCUGCAGCUAUAAUCCAUUGGUUACAAUCUGCAAAAGACAGGCUAGAAUUUUGGGCCCAGCAAUCUGUGACAGUCCCACAAGAAUUGGAAAUGGUCCGUGACCAUCUGAACGCUUUCCUGGAGUUUUCUAAAGAAGUGGACGCCAAGUCUUCCCUGAAAUCAUCAGUUCUGAGCACUGGCAAUCAGCUUCUCCGGUUGAAGAAGGUAGACACAGCUGCCCUGCGCUCAGAGCUGUCCCACAUUGACGGCCAGUGGACUGCUCUGCUGACAGAGAUUCCCGUUGUACAGGAAAAGCUCCACCAGCUCCAGAUGGACAAGCUGCCUUCACGCCACGCCAUUACUGAAAUCAUGAGUUGGAUCUCUCUAAUGGAAAGUGUCAUUCAAAAGGACGAAGAGAACAUAAAAAAUGCCAUAGGUUAUAAAGCAAUUCAGGAAUACCUCCAGAAAUACAAGGGUUUUAAGAUAGACAUUAACUGUAAACAGUUGACAGUAGAUUUUGUGAACCAGUCUGUGCUACAAAUCAGCAGUCAGGAUGUGGAAAGUAAACGGAGUGAUAAGACUGACUUUGCUGAGCAGCUUGGCGCAAUGAAUAAAAGUUGGCAAAUCCUUCAGAGUCUAGUAACAGAAAAGAUCCAGCUGUUGGAAGGCUUAUUAGAAUCUUGGUCGGAACAUGAAAAUAAUGUACAGUGUCUGAAAACUUGGUUGGAAACCCAGGAGAAGAAACUAAAACAACAGCAGCAGAUUGGAGAUCAGGCUUCAGUUCAGAAUGCAUUGAAAGUCUGUCAGGCAGGGCAGUUAAAGAUACUGUUGAAGUCAGUGCUGGACCAGUGGAGCAAUUACAAAGUGGCCUUUGAUGAGAUCAAUGGUUACCUCAUGGAGGCUAGAUACUCCCUUUCUCGAUUCCGUUUGCUGACUGGCUCUUUAGAAGCCGUGAAAGUUCAAGUAGACAACCUUCAGAGUCUUCAAGAUGAUCUAGAAAAACAGGAAAGGAGCUUAGAGAAAUUUGGCUCUGUCACCAACCAACUACUAAAGGAGUGUCACCCACCUGUGACAGAAACUCUUACCAAUACACUGAAAGAAGUCAAUAUGAGAUGGAACAACCUGCUGGAAGAGAUUUCUGAGCAGCUGCACUCCAGCAAGGCCCUGCUUCAGCUCUGGCAGAGAUACAAGGACUACUCCAAGCAAUGCACUUCCACAGUUCAGCAGCGGGAGGAUCAGACCAACGAGUUGUUGAAGGCUGCCACCAACAAGGACAUCGCUGAUGAUGAAGUUGCCACAUGGAUUCAAAAUUGCAAUGACCUCCUCAAAGGACUAGGGACAGUUAAGGAUUCCCUCUUUGUUCUCCAUGAGCUGGGAGAGCAACUCAAGCAACAAGUGGAUGUUUCUGCUGCAUCAGCCAUUCAAUCUGAUCAACUCUCCUUGAGUCAACACUUAUGUGCCCUUGAACAGGCUCUUUGCAAGCAACAGACUGUAUUACAGGCUGGGGUUCUUGACUAUGAAACAUUUGCCAAGAGUUUAGAAGGUUUGGAAGCAUGGAUUGUGGAAGCUGAAGAAAUCCUACAAGGGCAGGACCCCAGCCAUUCAUCUGACCUCUCUACUAUCCAGGAAAGGAUGGGAGAACUUAAGGUAAAAAUGUUAAAAUCUAAAUCCCAUAUAGCUCAGGACAGCUUGGUUGUACAAAGGGAGAACAGGUGUUCAGAAGAGAUCUUGGAUAUUUGCUGGGUAGGGAGAGAAUUAACCAAAAGGGACGAGUUCAACCUGAAGUUGACUCUCCUCAGUAAUCAGUGGCAGGGAGUGAUUCGCAGGGCCCAGCAGAGGCGUGGAAUCAUUGAUAGCCAGAUUCGCCAGUGGCAGCGCUAUCGGGAGAUGGCAGAGAAGCUUCGCAAGUGGCUGGUUGAAGUGUCCUAUCUGCCCAUGAGUGGGCUCGGAAGUGUCCCUAUACCACUGCAACAAGCAAGGACCCUCUUUGAUGAAGUGCAGUUCAAAGAAAAAGUGUUCCUGAGACAACAAGGAAGCUACAUCCUGACCGUGGAGGCCGGAAAGCAGCUCCUGCUCUCAGCAGACAGUGGGGCCGAGGCUGCCUUGCAGGCUGAGCUCACGGAAAUCCAGGAGAAAUGGACGUCUGCCAGCAUGCGCCUGGAAGAACAGAAGAAACAGCUGGCCUUCUUGUUGGAAGAUUGGGAAAAAUGUGAAAAAGGAAUAGCGGAUUCUCUGGAGAAACUAAGAACUUUCAAAAAGAAGCUUUCCCAGCCUUUACCAGAUCACCACGAAGAACUACACGCAGAGCAGAUGCGUUGCAAGGAACUAGAGAAUGUGGUUGGCAGCUGGACAGAAGACUUGGCACGGCUGACCCUGCUGAAGGACACCCUCUCUGCUUACAUCAGUGCAGAGGACAUCUCCAUCCUCAAUGAGCGCGUGGAGCUUCUGCAACGGCAGUGGGAGGAGCUCUGCCACCAGCUCUCUUUAAGGCGCCAGCAAAUAAGCGAGAGAUUGAAUGAAUGGGCAGUCUUCAGUGAAAAGAACAAGGAGCUUUGUGAAUGGUUGACUCAAAUGGAAAGCAAAGUUUCUCAAAAUGGAGACAUUGUCAUAGAAGAAAUGAUAGAGAAACUCAAGAAGAACCUGACUUUGGCGAGUGGGAGCUUCAUGGUGGUGGCGAAGGAGCCGUGUGCUGUGAGGAUGGCAGAGGACAGCUGUGUGGAUGCAGAUCUCCCGGACUGUAACUGCGAUGUCACAAGGGUGAAGAAGUUGAAGGAGACCCUGGUGGCCGUGCAGCAGCUAGAUAAGAAUAUGAGCAACCUGAGGUCUUGGCUCGCCCACAUUGAAGCAGAGCUGGCCAAGCCAAUUGUCUAUGAUUCCUGUGACUCGGAAGAGAUCCAGAAAAAGCUUGGUGAGCAGCAGGAGCUUCAGAGAGACAUAGAGAAGCACAGUACAGGUGUCGCCUCGGUCCUCAACCUGUGUGAGGUCCUGCUGCACGACUGUGAUGCUUGUGCCACCGACGCCGAGUGUGACUCCAUCCAGCAGGCGACGCGAAACCUGGACCGGCGAUGGAGAAACAUCUGUGCAAUGUCCGUGGAAAGGAGACUCAAAAUUGAAGAGACAUGGCGGUUAUGGCAGAAGUUCCUGGAUGACUAUUCUCGUUUUGAAGAUUGGCUGAAGAUUUCAGAAAGGACAGCUGCCUUCCCCAGCUCUUCUGGGGUGCUCUAUACAGUUGCCAAAGAAGAGCUGAAGAAGUUUGAGGCCUUCCAACGACAGGUCCAUGAAAGCCUAACCCAGCUGGAACUGAUCAACAAGCAGUACCGCCGUCUGGCCCGGGAGAAUCGUACUGACUCAGCUUGCAGCCUAAAACAGAUGGUCCAUGAUGGCAACCAGAGAUGGGACAACCUGCAAAAGCGCGUCACCUCUAUCUUGCGCAGACUCAAGCAUUUUAUUGGUCAGCGUGAGGAGUUUGAGACUGCUCGGGACAGCAUUCUGGUCUGGCUAACAGAGAUGGAUCUGCAGCUCACAAAUAUUGAGCAUUUUUCUGAAUGUGAUGUUCAAGCAAAAAUAAAACAGCUCAAGGCCUUCCAGCGGGAAAUCUCACUGAACCACAACAAGAUCGAGCAGAUAAUUGCCCAAGGAGAACAGCUGAUAGAAAAGAGUGAGCCCCUGGACGCAGCUGUCAUUGAGGAAGAGCUGGAUGAGCUCCGACGCUAUUGCCAGGAGGUCUUCGGGCGUGUGGAAAGAUACCAUAAAAAGCUGAUUCGCCUGCCUCUCCCAGACGAUGAGCAUGACCUUUCUGACCGAGAGCUUGAGCUCGAUGACUCGGCGGCUCUCUCUGACCUCCACUGGCACGACCCGUCUGCAGACAGCGUGCUUUCCCCGCAGCCCUCCUCCAACCCCUCCCUCUCCCUGGCCCAGCCCCUCCGCAGUGAGCGGUCAGGACGAGACACCCCAGCCAGCGUGGACUCCAUCCCCCUGGAGUGGGAUCAUGACUAUGACCUUAGUCGUGACCUGGAGUCUGCAGUGUCCAGAACCCUGCACUCUGAGGAUGAAGAGAGCCAAGAAGACAACGAUUUCUACCUCAGAGGAGCUGUUGGCCUGUCAGGAGGUCACAGCACCAUGGAGUCACAGAUCCGACAACUAGACAAAGCCCUGGAUGAUAGUCACUUCCGGAUGCAGCAAACUGAGAAUAUCAUCCGCAGCAAAACUCCCACGGGACCGGAGCUGGAGGCCAGCUACAAAGGCUACAUGAAGCUGUUGGGAGAGUGCAGCGGCAGCAUCGACUCGGUGAAGAGGUUGGAGCACCAGCUCAGGGAGGAGGAAGAGCCUUUCGCCGGCUUUGUUAACCUGGACAGCACCGAAACCCAGACGGCUGGUGUGAUUGACCGGUGGGAGCUCAUACAGGCCCAGGCACUAAGCAAGGAACUGAGGAUGAAACAGAACCUCCAGAAGUGGCAGCAGUUCAACUCGGACUUGAAGGACAUCUGGGCCUGGCUGGGAGAGAUGGAGGAGGAACUGGAGCAGCUACAGCGCCUGGAGCUCAGCACUGACAUCCAGACCAUCGAGCACCAGAUAAGGAAGCUCAAGGAACUGCAGAAAGCACUGGACCACCGCAAGGCCAUUAUCCUCUCCAUCAACCUGUGCAGCUCCGAGUUCACACAGACUGACAGCGAGGAGAGCCGGGAUCUGCAAGACCGCCUGUCCCGGAUGAACGGGCGCUGGGACCGUGUGUGCUCUUUGCUGGAGGAGUGGCGGGGCCUGCUCCAGGAUGCACUGAUGCAGUGCCAGGAUUUCCAUGAAGUGAGUCAUGGUUUGCUUCUGAUGCUGGAGAAUAUUGACAGAAGGAAAAAUGAAAUCACCCCUAUUGAUUCUAACCUUGACACUGAGAUACUCCAGGAUCACCACAAACAGCUCAUGCAAAUAAGGCAUGAGCUGUUGGAGUCCCAACUAAAAGUGGCCUCACUUCAAGACAUGUCUUGCCAACUGUUGGUGAAUGCCGAAGGGGCAGAUUGUUUGGAAGCAAAAGAAAAAGUUCAUGUUAUUGGAAACCGGCUUAAACUUCUCUUGAAGGAAGUCAGCCAUCAUAUCAAGGACCUGGAGAAGCUGUUAGACAUGUCAAGUAGCCAGCAGGAUUUGUCAUCCUGGUCUUCUGCUGAUGAACUGGACACCUCAGGAUCCAUGAGCCCUACAUCAGGAAGGAGCACCCCAAACCGACAGAGAACGCCACGAGGCAAAUGUAGUCUCUCCCAGCCUGGACCCUCUGUCAACAGUCCACAUAGCAGGUCCACAAAAGGUGGCUCCGAUUCCUCCCUUUCUGAGCCUCGGCCAACUCAGUCCAGCCGAGCCUUCCUGCUCCGAGUUCUCCGAGCAGCUCUUCCCAUCCAGCUUCUCCUCCUGCUUCUCAUCGGGCUUGCCUGCCUGGUCCCAAUGUCGGAGGAAGACUACAGUUGUGCCCUCUCCAACACCUUUGCCCGAUCCUUCCACCCCAUGCUCAGAUACACGAAUGGACCUCCUCCACUAUGA
Orycteropus afer afer is the source of this 24960-nucleotide messenger RNA. RefSeq names its product spectrin repeat containing nuclear envelope protein 1 (gene SYNE1). Gene Ontology annotation, molecular function: protein binding. Gene Ontology annotation, cellular component: membrane. The record is from RefSeq and is a predicted model, not a curated record. Lineage: Eukaryota; Metazoa; Chordata; Mammalia; Tubulidentata; Orycteropodidae.